Messenger RNA from Symphalangus syndactylus (siamang), 1050 nucleotides. RefSeq names its product zinc finger protein 581 (gene ZNF581). Gene Ontology annotation, cellular component: nucleus. Gene Ontology annotation, biological process: regulation of transcription by RNA polymerase II. The record is from RefSeq and is a predicted model, not a curated record. Lineage: Eukaryota; Metazoa; Chordata; Mammalia; Primates; Hylobatidae. Gene Ontology annotation, molecular function: DNA-binding transcription factor activity, RNA polymerase II-specific.
AUGCUGGUGCUGCCAUCCCCCUGCCCUCAGCCUCUGGCAUUUUCCUCCGUUGAGACCAUGGAGGGCCUUCCCCGCCGGACAUGCCGCUCCCCAGAACCUGGACCUUCCUCCUCCAUCGGAUCUUCCCAGGCUUCAUCUCCUCCAAGGCCCAACCACUACCUGCUUAUUGACACUCAGGGUGUCCCCUACACAGUGCUGGUGGACGAGGAGUCACAGAGGGAGCCAGGGGCCAAUGGGGCUCCAGGCCAGAAAAAGUGCUACAGCUGCCCCGUGUGCUCAAGGGUCUUCGAGUACAUGUCCUACCUUCAGCGACACAGCAUCACCCACUCGGAGGUAAAGCCCUUUGAAUGUGACAUCUGUGGGAAGGCAUUCAAGCGCGCCAGCCACUUGGCACGGCACCAUUCCAUUCACCUGGCGGGUGGUGGGCGGCCCCAUGGCUGCCCGCUCUGCCCUCGCCGCUUCCGGGAUGCAGGUGAGCUGGCCCAGCACAGCCGGGUGCACUCUGGGGAACGCCCGUUUCAGUGUCCACACUGCCCUCGCCGCUUUAUGGAGCAGAACACACUGCAGAAACACACACGGUGGAAGCAUCCAUGAGCUGGGCUGCCGGGUGCCCCAGGUACCACAGGACUUUGCAGGGAGCCUGGACUCCUGUCCAGACACCUGGUGAGAGCCUGAGGCUGGUGUUCAGGGCCCUGGACACAGACACAGAGCAGCCACAUCUCAAAGGCAGAGCCCUGCCUGAAGGAGGAAUCCGUGAGUAGUCUUCAGGUCCUCCGUGUUUUGGAGCUGAGAUGGGAAUGAGCCCCUACGCAGAAUGGAGUCCUCUAGCCUAAAGAUACCAGCUCUUCCAUGGCAGAGCCUUGACUGGAUGGGGGUGGGGAGCGUGGUGUGUAAAGUCUCUGGCCUCAUAAAAGGUGGCUGUGGGUCAUCAGGAAUCUGCCAUCUUCCUGAGGCUUCUGUGCUGUUGUUGGGGAAGGGACCCCAGUCCUGCCUUCCACCCCCCGACCAGGCCUGAGACUGAUCAAACAAUAAACACGUUUCCCACUCUGA